AUGCCGUCCGCCUCGAGCUCCUCCACGCACUCCGAUUCGCCGCCUGCUUCUCUGCAUCUUCCCUCGCCGUUUGUAGACACGGCCAAAGAGUCUGCCCACCUCGCCUUUGCACCCAUAGCGCUGGCGCAAUACCACAACAUUGUCGAAAAACUGGCCUCCAACAACCUCUACCGCAUCCUCCGCGCACCCGGGCCCAUUCGUGUAUGGGUCUACCGAUCGCUACUCGCCGAGCAUCAACUGUGGAAUGACUGGGACCGCCGCGCACCUUUAGAUCCCGACGUGAAGCCUGAGAAGGAGCCAGCCAUGGCCGAAAGCAGCAUCAACGACACGGAGAGCGUGGGCGACUCAGAGCGGCCCGAGAGCUCGACUGGCAUGACCGCGCGACCCUACCUCACCCGACUACGCCUUGCGCUCGCGCCCUAUACAGUCCAUUUCCACAAUCCAGGCUAUGUCCGGGAUGAUACACUGCGCAUGCUAGAGCGGGAUGUUGUCAAGAAGACGCUGGAAGAGUCGCGGAAGAGCCUCGAGUUGCGCGAAGAGCUCGGCCUCUCGUGGGAGUUCUGGGACGAUCUUGCUGGCGUGCUCAAAGCCGCCAUACCCUCGCUCGAACGCCGUUGUUUCGCUGCGCCGGAUCCUGCUGCGCCAGAAUACGAGGGUUUAUCGGGCCCGCUGAUUGCAAGCUAUUCGCCGAGUCUGCUUAGGGAUCUGGAACGGCUGAACCAGCUCGUGUGCAUUGCGAGGAAUGUGCAGGUCCAUGGCGAGAGGGUGCAGAACCUGAGCGCAGACAGGCUCUUCGACAAGGACAUCUUCGCGCUCAUAAACGUCUGCGUACGCGUUACAGCGCGGGGCUACGAUGGUGAGGCUGGAACCCAGGACGAAGACAAAUGGCAGGGCGUCAUUAAUGCGUACAAGAAGCUGCUCAUCACUUGUCUGCAAUUCCUCAAUAAUCUCAUCGCACGAAAUGAGCAGCGGAAGCUCAUGCUUUGGAUCGAACUGUUCGAUAGUCAUCUCGAUAAUGAACUACCCAAUUUCGCAGACAUGAAGUACAAGAUGGAUGAGUUUCCGCAACAAGAUCAAGGCCCGCCACCGGAAGAGCAGCCUCUGCCCACUCAUGCGGCGCGUAGUUUGGAUGCAUUCAAGAUUCCACAGCAGCCUGCGUCUUCGCCAUUCCUUCUCUACAUCGGUGAGACUGGCAACGACGUGAAGAAGGCCCUGAUACAUCAUGGUGUCAAGGCAGGCGCCAAUGAAAUUGCCGCCGAGUGCCGGCGGCGGUGGCAGACCAUGGGCGAAGAGGAGAAGAACAAAUGGAACAUGCUGUAUGCCGAUGUCGUUGCCAGAUACCGUGACCAGAUCACUCAGUCCAGCACAUACCGCAAAGUCGUGGAUCAGCAUGCCAAGAACGAAGAAAGUGUACAAGCACUGGCGAAAAGCAUCAACCAACUCCAAGUGGAGGUCGACAGGAUGCGAUCAUCUAUCACUGCUCUCCCUGGCGACGAAUCCAACCGCGAGCAACAAACGUCCCCACCCACAGCGGAGAAACAAUCCCCAAAACCAGCAUUGGAUGACUCGUUACUAGAUCCCAGCAUCAAACGGUCUCCCCCGGCAGGUGAGAUCGAUUUCCGUGUGACAUACCCGCCAUCCUUCGGUGCGGAGAUCCUCCAAAAUGGCAAAGAAGAUCUGCUAAAGCGUCUGGAGCCAGACCCCGACCGUCCAUCAGGGCUAAUCAGUGACGUAGCGUCUCCAACCUCUCCUCCGCCAGAGGAUGACGAUGACAAUGAUGACGACUACGAUGACAUUCCUGGUGAUGAAGGCCGAGGGUUACUCACAGAUGUUCCGCUUAUUCUGGGUCCUACCGAGAUUGAGGUUCUGCCUAUGAUCAUCAUGGCUGGAAUCGUUGAGCCAACGGAAGGACAGCCAGGUCACCACUCCGACCCGACUGUUUUCAGUAGUGUCAGAAGCAUGCAUGGCGUUCGCUGUCAUUUGCUUCUUGCGCAGGACAAUGGCCGAAAUCUGCUGCGCGAGUUGUUGAUCUUUGUUGCUGCUUGGGAUCUGCGCGAGGAGGAGUUGUACUUCAAAUUCAUGGUCAAGAUCAUGGAGGCUAUUCUCGCGAACCAGCUGCUGCCGUUCGCUUACCAUGCCUUUAGAGAGUCUGAAUCUAAGGACAUCAUUUCUCCGGCCCAGGCAGUCAUCAUGAAGCUUCUCACAAAUAUCUUCCGUGCCAGACAAGCCCGCGCGCAGCCCACCAAGGGCCAUCUCAAGGCGAACCACCCGCAAGUGGACCAAGGCGAUGUCCACAUGGUCAACUUUCUACUCACCGAGUUCCGCCGCCAUAUCAUUCCCCAAACAUGCGCCCUCAUCUUCCUGCAAGGCCAAAUCCGCGCGGGACAUGCGCAACCCGAGGACUUUCCUCUUAAUCUGUGGGACAUGGAACGCAUGUACGAGGGCGUGUACCAAUACCUAGAGUUCUUCGCCAUUCUUACAGAACACGAGACAUGGAAGAGAAUGCUGAGCAACUGGGAGAUCUCACAUGAACUGGUCACCCUACUGAAAGAGCUGGACGCAGCGAUACCCAAGGGUCAGCUGUCGCCGCCUCCUCUGAGAAAUGUUCAGCACGCGCCACCACCUCCAGCACCAGUAGAGGUUAACAUCCCCUCGCCACAACAACAGCAGCAGGAUCAGCAGCAGCCAUCACAACCACAACCUGUCGCUGUUGAACGACCCUACGAUACUACAGCCGGAGCAGCCGAGCCAUACAUCCCGCCACCUACAUCACCAUCACCCCGACCAUACAUGGACGAAGCAGCUGACGAGCCCUCAGACUUCGAGUGGCGCAAUCUGAAGAAGCUCGCAGUUCUCGUCCUCAGUUCCCUGGUUUGGAAGAACAAGCACGUCCAAGACCAGAUCCGCCCACUCGGCGGCAUCGAAGCCGUACUAAACUGCUGCUCCUACGACGAACACAACCCCUACAUCCGCGAACACGCCAUAAUGUGUCUCCGCUUCCUCAUGGAAGGCAACAAAGAAAACCAGGACCGCAUCCACGCGCUGGAAAAGUACAACCAAGACGCCAACGCAAAGGCAAAAACCCCCGCAGCGCCAGCAGCCAGCCCAAACCCUAAUCCUGCUGUCUCUGGUGAGAGCAGUGGGAGUGGGAGUGGCAGCAGCAACCGAUCACCAGUCAACGUUCGCGUCCCCGACGAAGUGCUCGACCAACAAGGGUACGAAACCUACAUGGACAAACAAGGCCAGGUCAUGUUAAGGAAACGUCAACAUGUGCCGCAGUCUUCGGCGUCGAUGCAGCAGCAAAUGCCAAUUCAGAAUGUGUCGCUGACGCCGAGGACAGAUAAUGGGGGUGGGAAUGGCAAUCAAAACAUCAAUAACAAUAGCAACCUCCCUACCAAUACCAAUAACAACGGUAGUGGUAGUGCCAAAGGCAAGGCCAAAGUAGACUCUGCCCAAGCUGUUUGGGAUAACAUGCGAGCUACUGCCUUGGGUGGGAUUGGGGGUACUAUGACGGGUGCGGGUGCGGGCGUGAGGGAUCCUAAGGCGUUGGAGGAGAUGGUCGAGCGCGUUAUGCAUAAUUUACCUAGGUUGCAGGGGCUUAGGGGUGGGGAGGAGAGGGCGGUGGAGGUGGAGGAGGCGUUGAAGAAGUUGGACAAGGGGUUUGAUGGGGGGUCGUAG
This is a messenger RNA of Alternaria rosae, 3678 nucleotides long. RefSeq lists its product as uncharacterized. Gene Ontology annotation, cellular component: cytosol. The transcript has 3 exons. The record is from RefSeq and is a predicted model, not a curated record. Lineage: Eukaryota; Fungi; Ascomycota; Dothideomycetes; Pleosporales; Pleosporaceae. The coding region runs from base 1 to 3678 and encodes 1225 amino acids.